This is a messenger RNA of Polychytrium aggregatum, 7027 nucleotides long. RefSeq names its product Sec63 Brl domain-containing protein. Gene Ontology annotation, cellular component: nucleus. The transcript has 4 exons. Bases 202 to 6870 code for a protein of 2222 amino acids. Lineage: Eukaryota; Fungi; Chytridiomycota; Chytridiomycetes; Polychytriales. Gene Ontology annotation, molecular function: ATP hydrolysis activity; ATP binding; nucleic acid binding. The record is from RefSeq and is a predicted model, not a curated record.
CAAGACCCAAAGCGCCCUCUCUCUCUCUCGGCUCGUCUCUGUUCGGCCAUCAUCACACCCGCCGCUGCCGCCUGUCGCUCGGACCUCGCUCCCUCUAUACAGCGGCGCUUUCUGCUUGGCCGACGAGCACUACCAUACACCCGAUCUUGCUCGCGCAGCAAGACCUGAUCCUGUCGCCCUCGUCUGAUCACACCGCACGCCAUGGCCGAGCAAAUCCAGAGAGAUCAGCAGUACCAGUACACAGCCAAUGCCAGUCUUGUCCUGAACGUCAACCGCUCGAGUCUCCCCCGACGAGACCAAGAACCCAGCGGUGAGCCCGAGACCCUCUACGGACGGAUCAAGAAGAAUGAGUUUGGUGAUCGAGCCGUUCGCACCAUCGAUGAACAGAAAGAAAAGGUCGAGGCCAGGAGAAAGGCCAAGGAACAGAAGCUGAAAGCCAGCGGCGCCGAGCGCGAUGCCGUCAAAAAGUCGAAAAAGGAUCGAGACAGCUUUGCCCGAUAUGGGCACUCGAACAUUCUGGCUGCCACCGACGAUUUUGAGGGCGAGACGUACCGCCCGCGAACCAGAGAGACCCGGCAGACGUAUGAGCUGAUCCUGACCAACAUCCAACGCUACCUCGGCGACAUCGCAACCGAGUACCUCCGCGGCGCUGCCGACGAGGUCCUUGCGAUCCUCAAGGACGACUCGAAGAAGGAUUUCGACAAGAAAAAGGAGCUCGAGGGCGUCUUUCGAAUCUCGGUCAGCUCGGUUGACUUUUCGCAGCUCGUCAACCUCUCCAAAAAGAUCACCGACUACAACAUCACAGACGCUGCCGAGCCCAGCAACGAGUCGGGCAUGGCUCGCGACCAAGAUCUAGACGAGGAGUAUGGUGUUGCUGUUGUUUUUGAGGAAGAUGAUGAGGACGAAGACGACGACGACGAGUACGAGGUCAAGGAUGCCGAGGAUGAAGACGACGAAGAGAGCCGCCGAGUCGGUGCCGUCGCCGACGAUGGCGAGCCCUCGGAUGUUCUCAAGACCAGUGCCGCCGGCGCCGAUGACAUGGACACGGAGGCGGACAACGACGACUUUACGACCGUUAUCACCGCCGGCGCAGCGAAAAAGCAGACCAAGGGCGCCGCUCCAACCGAGGUGCUCAACCCCCACGACGUCGACGCCUUCUGGCUCCAGCGCACCGUCUCCACAUUCUACAGCGACGCCCAUACGGCGCAAGAAAAGACCAAGCUUUCCUUUGGCAUCCUCUCGUCUGCAUCGAACCCCAGAGAGUGCGAAAACGAGCUCAUGGCCCUCUUUGACUUUGACAAAUUCGAGCUCGUCAAGCUCCUCACGCGCAAUCGCGAUGUCAUUGUCUGGUGUACCCGGCUAGCCCGAGCCGAGGGUGACGAAAGGGUCAGCAUCCAAAACGAAAUGCGCGAAAGCGGAUACGCGAGCAUCCUUGAGCAGCUCCUGCUGGCACCGACCCGCAAAGCCCAGGGCGAGAGCCGUCGAGGUGUCGUCGAGGACGCCAUGAAGUUCCAGCAGGCCCAGGGCCCCAUCGAUCCGACAGCGUUGCUGAGCGCUUCGGCAGCGACCGUAUCAGGAUCAUACGUGCCGCGAGCCGUGAUCGAUCUGGAAUCGAUGACGUUCGAGCAGGGUGGCCAUCUGAUGUCCAACAAAAAGUGCAAGCUGCCCGAAGGCACCAUCAAGCGAAGCAAGAAGGGCUACGAAGAGAUCCACGUCCCCGCCCCCAGGAGCAAGCCCAUGGCUGAAAACGAGAAGCUUGUACCGAUCGCGUCUCUGCCCCAGUGGGCUCGCGCAGGCUUCAAGGGCGCCGAGAAGCUCAACCGGGUCCAAAGCCAGGUCUAUCCCAUCGCCUUUGGCGAAGAUGAGAAUCUGCUGAUCUGCGCCCCGACCGGUGCUGGCAAGACCAACGUCGCCAUGCUCACUAUCCUGAGAGAAAUAGGCAAGAACAUGGAUGAGCAGACCGGAGCCCUCAACUUGGAGGCCUUCAAGAUUGUCUACAUUGCCCCCAUGAAGGCUCUGGUUGCCGAAAUGGUCGGCAACUUCCAAAAGCGCCUCGACAACUAUGGCAUCAAGGUAUCCGAGCUCACCGGCGAUCGCCAGCUCACCAAGCAGCAGAUCGCCGAGACCCAGAUCAUCGUCACCACUCCAGAAAAGUGGGAUGUUAUCACCCGCAAGGCCACGGAUCGCUCCUAUACCAACCUAGUUCGUCUCAUCAUCAUCGACGAAGUCCAUUUGCUCCACGACGAGCGCGGACCUGUCCUCGAGAGCAUCAUCAGCCGCACGAUUCGCACCAUGGAGCAGACACAGGAGCUCGUUCGCCUUGUCGGCCUCAGUGCCACGCUCCCAAACUACCACGAUGUCGCCGCGUUCAUGCGCGUCAAGCCCAACCGGGGCCUGUUUUACUUUGACAACAGCUACCGCCCAUGCCCCCUGAAGCAGCAGUACAUUGGCAUCACCGAGAAGAAGGCCAUCAAGCGCUUCCAGCUCAUGAACGAGAUCGCAUACGAAAAGGUUAUGGAGGAGUCCGGCAAGAACCAGAUUCUCAUCUUCUGCCACUCGCGCAAGGAGACCGCCAAGACCGCCAAGACUCUGCGCGACAUGGCCAUCGAGAAGGAUACCAUCGGCGAGAUCCUGGGCCGUGACGCAGCCAGCCGCGAAAUCUUGCAGACGGAGGCAGCCACGGUCAAGAACAAGGAUCUGCAGGACAUUCUGCCAUACGGCUUCGCGAUCCACCACGCCGGCAUGGCCCGAUCCGACCGCACCCUCGUCGAGGACCUGUUUGCCGGCGGCCACGUCCAGGUGUUGGUGUCGACGGCCACGCUGGCCUGGGGUGUCAACCUCCCCGCCCAUACCGUCAUCAUCAAGGGCACCCAGGUUUAUUCGCCCGAGAAGGGCCGCUGGGUUGAGCUGAGCCCACAGGAUGUCCUCCAGAUGCUUGGUCGCGCCGGCCGUCCCCAGUUCGACACUCACGGCGAGGGUAUCAUCCUCACUACCCACACCGAGCUGCAGUACUAUCUGUCGCUGCUCAACCAGCAGCUGCCAAUCGAGUCCCAGUUCAUCUCUAAGCUCGCCGACAACAUGAACGCCGAGAUUGUACUGGGCAACAUUCGCAGCCGCGAGGAUGCGGCCACCUGGCUCGGCUACACCUAUCUGUAUGUCCGCAUGUUGCGAAAUCCGUCGCUCUACAACAUCACCCCCGAUGAUCUGGCCGAGGAUCGCUUCCUCGAACAAAAGCGAACCGACCUGGUCCACAGCGCCGCGACCUUGCUUGACAAGAGCAACCUGAUUCGAUACGACAAAAAGACCGGCAAGUUCCAGGUCACCGAGCUGGGCCGCAUUGCGUCGCACUACUACGUCAGCCACCAGUCCAUGGCCAAGUACAACCAGCACCUCAAGCCGACGCUGAGCCUCAUGGACCUCUUCCGCAUCUUUGCUCUGUCGGAGGAGUUCAAGUUCAUUCCCGUCCGCGAGGAAGAGAAGCUCGAGCUCACCAAGAUGCUCGAGCGCGUGCCUGUGCCUGUGAAAGAGAGCAUCGAGGAGCCCACUGCCAAAAUCAACGUGCUGCUGCAGGCCUACAUCUCGCAGCUGCAGCUCGAGGGCUUUGCGCUCAUGAGCGACAUGGUCUACGUCACCCAGAGCGCCAGCCGAAUCAUCCGAGCAAUCUUUGAGAUCUGUCUCAAACAAGGCUGGGCCCAGCUCGCGCGCAAGGCCCUCGAUCUCUGCAAGAUGGUCGAUCGCCGCAUGUGGUUGUCGAUGAACCCGCUGCGCCAGUUCCGGUCGUUCCCGGCCGAUCUCAUCAAGCGGUUGGAGAGCAAAGAGUUUGCCUGGGACCGCUACUACGACCUGCAAGAGUACGAGCUGGGCGAGCUUGCCGGCAUCCCCAAGCUUGGAAAGCUGAUCCACAAGUUCGUCCACAUGCUCCCGAAACUCGAGAUCGAGGCCCAUGUGCAGCCCAUCACGCGCUCUCUCCUGCAGAUCGAGCUGCGAAUCACGCCCGACUUUACCUUUGACGAGAAGGGUGCCAGCGGCGCCGAGUCGUUCUGGGUCUUGAUUGAAGACGUCGACGGCGAGCAGAUCCUGUACCACGAUCUCUUCCUGCUGAAGGAGCGAUAUGCCACCGAGGAGCACGUCAUGAAGUUCACCAUUCCGCUCUACGAGCCCUUGCCGCCCAACUACUUUGUGUCGAUUGUGUCGGAUCGCUGGCUUCAUUCAGAGACGCGUGCGCCUGUUUCGUUCAAGCACUUGAUCCUGCCCGAGAAGUACGUCCCGCACACCGAGCUCUUGGAUCUACAGCCACUCCCGACGGCUGCGUUCGGGAACCGAGAGUUUGAGGCCGUCUACAAGGACAUCCGCGUAUUCAAUCCCAUUCAGACGCAGGUCUUCAACUCGCUCUACAACUCUGACGACAACGUCUUUGUGGGUGCGCCAGCCGGAAGCGGCAAGACGAUCUGCGCCGAGUUUGCUCUGCUUCGCCUCUGGGCCCGCAACCCGCGUGCUCGCUGCGUCUACAUUGCGCCAAACGCCGACGUUGCUGAGCUGCAGAUGGCCGACUGGAAGUCCAAAUUCGGCAAGCUUCUGGGCGGCAAGAACAUUGUGCUGUUGACCGGCGAGACAACGGCCGAUCUCAAGUUCCUUGAAAAGGGCGACAUCAUCUUCUCGACCCCGGAGCACUGGGACAUGCUCUCCCGCCGCUGGAAGCAGCGCAAAAACGUUCAGACGAUUGGGCUAUUCAUCGUGGAUGAAGUUCACUUGAUUGGCAGCACUCCCUCUGGCCCGACGAUCGAGGUCAUUGUGUCGAGGAUGCGCUUCAUCAACGCCCAGAUCGAGGGCAAGAUCCGUAUCGUUGCCCUGGGCACCUCGCUUGCCAAUGCCCGCGACCUGGGCGAGUGGAUUGGCGCCAACAGCCACUCGACCUUCAACUUCCACCCCAACGUGCGUCCGAUUCCGCUCGAGAUCCACAUCCAAACUUACAACAUCCCGCACUUUGCCUCGCUGAUGAUCGCCAUGAGCAAGCCUGUCUUCCUCGGCCUGACUCAGGUUGCGCCCGGCCGGCCGGCCAUCGUCUUUGUUCCAAGCCGCAAGCAGUGCCGCCUGACGGCCAUCGAGCUGCUGACGCUCUGCGCUGCCCAAGGAACGGCCAAGCAGUUCCUGCGAUGCAGCGAAGAUGCCAUCGAAGAGUAUGUCCAAAAGAUCGAGGACAGGCAUCUGGCCGAGACCGUUUCCUACGGCGUGGCCUUCUUCCACGAGGCCCUGAGCCGCAACGACAAGCGCAUCGUCGAGACGCUCUUUGAGAGCAACGCCAUCCAGGUGGUCGUUGCCAGCAAGGAUACCUGCUGGGGCAUUCGUCUGCGCGCGCAGCUCGUCGUUAUCAUGGGCACCCAGUUCUACGAAGGACGGGAGCACCGCUACGCCGACUACCCGAUUGCCGAGGUUCUUCAGAUGAUGGGACGAGCCACCCGUCCGGCCCCUGGCGAGAGCGCAAAGUGCAUUCUGAUGUGCCAGGCGGUCAAGAAGGACUUUUACAAAAAGUUCCUGUACGAGGCGCUGCCGGUCGAGUCGCACCUCGACCACUUCCUGCAUGACCACUUCAACGCCGAGGUUGUCACCAAAACCAUCGAGAACAAGCAGGAGGCCGUCGACUAUCUCACUUGGACAUUCCUCUACCGCCGCCUGACCCUCAACCCGAACUACUACAACCUGCAGGGCGUCACGCACCGCCACAUCUCGGACUAUCUCUCCGAGCUCGUCGAGACGACCCUCGAGGACCUGGCCAACUCAAAGUGCAUCGAGCUCGAGGACGACAACAUGGGGCCCCUCAACCUGGGCAUGAUUGCGGCCUACUACUACAUCAAAUACGAGACCAUCGAGCUCUUCUCGAUGUCGCUGACCCAGAAGACCAAGCACCGUGGUCUGCUGGAGAUUAUCGCUGCGGCGGCAGAGUACUUUAGCGUGCCCAUUCGCCACCACGAAGACAGGGUGCUCAAGCAGAUCUACGACCGGCUCCCUGUCAAGGUCGAGAACCCCAACUUUAUGGAUCCACACGUCAAGACCAACAUCCUGCUUCAGGCGCACUUCUCGCGCAUCCAGCUGCCACCUGAUCUGGAAUCCGACCAGAGAUCGAUCCUCACGCGAGUGAUUGCCCUGAUCCAGGCUGCCGUUGAUGUGAUCUCGUCCAACGGCUGGCUCGACCCUGCGGUCACGGCCAUGGAGCUCUCGCAAAUGUGCGUCCAGGCGGUUUGGAACCGCGACUCGGUGCUCCGACAAGUGCCGCACUUGACGCUGCCUGUGAUCGAACGGCUCAAGGGCAAGGGCGUCGAGGACAUUUUCCAGCUCAUGGAGAUGGACGACGAUGACCGCAACCAGGCCCUGGGCAUGGACGGCAAGCGCAUGGCUGACAUUGCUCGGUUUGCAAACCGGUACCCCAAUAUCGAGUUGUCGUUCGAUCUCUCGGAGGACGAGGCACACCAGGGCGACAUGGUGACCCUCAAGGUUGUGCUCGAGCGCGAUGUCGACGAGGACGACGAGAACAGCAGCGGCCCCACCGACGUCGGUCCUGUAAUCGCACCGCACUUCCCCGUCAAGAAGGAUGAGGGCUGGUGGCUUGUUGUCGGCAACCCCAAGGACAAGACGCUGCUGGCGAUCAAGCGCCUGACACUGCAGCGGAAGCUGACUGUCAGCCUGGACUUUGCCAUCCCGGAGAGCGUCCUCGGCGACGUCGACUUCAAGCUCUACUUUAUGUGCGACUCGUACACCGGCGUCGAUCAAGAGUACGACCUGCCGAUCAAGGUUCUCGAGGGCAACGACGCCGGCGAGGACGAUGACGACGGCGACGAAGGCGACGACAGCGACGAGGAGAUGGAGGACGCCUAGGAAUUUUGCCGUGUCUGGUGGCCCCGUGGCCAGGGUGGGGGAGCGGGAGGGUGGGGACCGCACGCAACACAGCGCAUUGAGAACAUGUGACGCAGCCCCGAGCUCCACAAUAAAGGCAAUCCAAUAAAAAACGGGACACCCGGGUUUUUGACCAUUC